AUGGAUGGCAACCCCUUCACCAUUGAGCAGCUGGUUUCCUUCGCCGGCGGCGCUGGCCAGGGACCCUUCCCAGCGCAUCUCAUGAUGCCGACAAACUUGGCAGGUCAAUGGACCUGGUCAGACUCCAUCUUUGGUCGUAUAGUGAUGGGAUGGUACAACUUCAUCAGCACCGUAGAUGAAACUCAUGACUUCAUGUUUGUCAACAGCUCCUACGCAGAAAUCGAUCCAGUGGACGAAACCACCUUUGGUGACAACAUUUUCCCCUUUGAAAAGAUCAGCGAUGAUGAGUGGCUGCGUGAAGUGUACGUUCUGCGUCGCAUUAUCUACGAAGAUGGCACGCCACACCCGGUGCAGUGGCAGAGAUUCUUGGAUUGGUACUACACCACAUGGCCAAGUGGUCAAAUGGUCGUCUACACCACCAACAACCAGUGCAUUCGGCGCUGCGAGUUUCUGCUCCCAUGUUUCAUUUGCAAGAGUAUCUGUGGCCCAAUGUGA
Molecule: messenger RNA, 495 nt
Organism: Cladocopium goreaui
Lineage: Eukaryota; Dinophyceae; Suessiales; Symbiodiniaceae
Source: the annotation of a GenBank genome assembly